AUGCCUGUUUUUCACACGAAGACGAUAGAAAGUAUCCUGGAGCCGGUGGCUCAGCAGAUAUCCCAUCUGGUGAUUAUGCACGAGGAAGGUGAAGUUGACGGAAAGGCGAUACCAGAUCUGACGGCGCCGGUGGCUGCCGUGCAGGCGGCCGUUAGCAACCUCGUCCGGGUUGGGAAGGAGACGGUUCAAACUACAGAAGACCAGAUUAUGAAAAGGGAUAUGCCACCUGCUUUUAUCAAAGUGGAGAAUGCAUGCACGAAGCUGGUGCAGGCUGCUUCCAUGCUCAAAGCUGACCCUUACUCCGUUCCUGCUCGGGAUUAUCUGAUCGAUGGCUCUCGGGGCAUCCUGUCUGGAACAUCUGAUCUGCUUCUGACCUUUGAUGAAGCCGAGGUCCGCAAAAUCAUCCGUGUGUGCAAAGGUAUCCUGGAGUAUCUGACCGUGGCAGAGGUGGUAGAAUCAAUGGAGGACUUGAUCACGUACACUAAGAACCUCGGUCCAGGUAUGACAAAGAUGGCGAAGAUGAUAGACGAGCGGCAGCAGGAGCUGACGCAUCAGGAGCAUCGAGUGAUGCUGGUCAACUCCAUGAACACGGUCAAGGAGCUGCUGCCCAUCCUCAUCUCAGGUAUCAAAAUCUUCGUAACAACCAAGACAUCAGGCGGUCAAGGCGUGGAAGAGGCUUUGAAGAACCGCAACUUCACCUUUGAGAAGAUGAGCGCUGAGAUAAAUGAAAUCAUCCGGGUGCUGCAGCUUACGUCCUGGGACGAGGACGCCUGGGCCAACAAGGACACAGAAGCCAUGAAGAGAGCUCUGGGGCUUAUUGACUCAAAGAUGUUACAGGCCAAAAACUGGCUGAGGGACCCAAAUGCUCCUCCAGGUGACGCGGGUGAACAGGCCAUCCGUCAGAUUCUGGAUGAAGCCGGGAAAGUUGGAGAAUUGUGUACGGGAAAAGAGCGCAGGGAUAUUGUGGGAACGGCUAAAACUCUGGGCCAGAUUACGGAUCAGGUGUCUGAAAUGAGAGCCAGAGGUCAAGGGGCAUCCCCAGUGGCCAUGCAGAAGGCCCAGCAGGUUUCCCACGGACUGGAUGUGCUGACGAACAAGGUUGAGAACGCGGCCCGCAAAUUGGAGGCCAUGACCAACUCUAAGCAGGCCAUCGCUAAAAGGAUUGAUGCUGCACAAAACUGGCUUGCAGAUCCCAACGGUGGUCCAGAGGGAGAAGAGAACAUCAAGGCCUUGCUAGCAGAAGCCAAGAAGAUCGCAGACAUGUGUGAGGACCCCAAGGAAAGAGAAGAUGCGUUACGCUCCAUCGCCGAGCUCGCCGCUAUGACCGCCAAGCUGUCUGAACUCAGGAGACAGGGUAAAGGUGACACGCCUGAGGCCAGAGCGUUGGCUAAACAGAUCGCUACGGCCCUCCAGAACCUGCAGUCCAAAACCAACAAAAUCGUGGCAAACAGCCGGCCUGCGAAGGCAGCUGUGCACUUGGAGGGGAAGAUCGAGCAAGCGCAGCGCUGGAUUGAGAACCCCACCGUGGAUGACAACGGCGUGGGUCAGACAGCUAUCCGUGGCCUUGUAGCAGAAGGCCGCAGGCUGGCCAACGCUCUUCCAGGCCCGUACCGCCAGGAGCUUAUGGGUAAGUGCGAGCGGGUGGAGCAGCUCAUGGCCCAGCUGGCCGACCUGGCAGCGCGUGGGGAAGGGGACUCCCCUCAGGCACGUGCUGUGGCUCAACAACUCCAGGAGGCUUUAAAAGACCUCAAAGGACAGAUGCAGGAGGCGAUGACUCAGGAGGUGUCAGACAUCUUCAGCGACACGACCACCCCCAUUAAGUUGCUCGCAGUUGCUGCUACUGCUCCUCUGGACGCUCCGAACAGAAACGAGGUCUUUGAAGAAAGAGCUGCCAACUUUGAGAACCAUGCCAACAAGCUGGGCGCCACGGCGGAGAAGGCGGCUGCUGUCGGCACGGCUAACAAAAGCACAGUGGAGGGUAUUCAGGCCGCCGUCAAGUCAACGAGAGACUUGACGCCACAAGUUGUAUCUGCUGCUCGAAUUUUACUGAGAAAUCCCGGCAACCAAGCCGCUUAUGAACACUUUGAGACCAUGAAGAAUCAGUGGAUCGACAAUGUUGAGAAAAUGACAGGUCUGGUGGAUGAAGCCAUCGACACAAAGUCUCUGCUGGACGCCUCGGAGGAGGCCAUAAAGAACGACUUGGACAAAUGCCGCGUGGCCAUGGCCAACCACCAGCCGCAGAUGUUAGUGGCUGGCGCCACCAGCAUCGCCCGCAGAGCCAACCGCAUCCUGCUGGUGGCCAAGCGAGAGGUGGAGAACUCUGAGGAUCCAAAGUUCAGGGAGGUGGUGAAGGCUGCAUCCGAUGAACUGAGCCAGACGAUCUCUCCUAUGGUGAUGAGUGCCAAGGCGGUGGCUGCCAAAAUCCAAGAUCCGAGUCUUCAGAAAGGCUUUCUGGAUUCGGGUUAUAAGAUCCUCGGUGCCGUGGCAAAGGUCAGGGAGGCUUUCCAGCCCCCAGAACCAGACUUCCCACCCCCACCUCCUGAGAUCGACCAGCUUAGUCUCAACGAUGAAGCGGCGCCUCCCAAACCUCCUCUUCCAGAGGGUGAAGUCCCACCCCCCAGACCUCCUCCCCCAGAGGAAAAGGACGAGGAGUUCCCCGAACAGAAAGCUGGAGACGUGGUGAACGAGCCCAUGAUGGUGGCCGCCAGGCAGCUUCACGAUGAAGCUCGCAAGUGGUCGAGCAAAGGCAAUGACAUCAUCGGUGCUGCCAAGCGAAUGGCCCUGCUCAUGGCAGAGAUGUCCCGCCUGGUGCGUGGAGGUAGUGGAAACAAGCGUGCCCUCAUCCAGUGCGCCAAGGACAUCGCCAAGGCUUCCGAUGAGGUCACCCGGCUGGCCAAGGAGGUCGCCAAGCAGUGCACCGACAAACGGAUCCGGACCAACCUGCUCCAGGUGUGUGAGCGCAUUCCCACUAUCAGCACUCAACUCAAAAUCCUGUCGACCGUCAAAGCCACCAUGUUGGGUCGUACCAACAUCAGCGAGGAGGAGUCGGAACAGGCAACUGAGAUGUUGGUCCACAACGCUCAGAACCUCAUGCAGUCUGUGAAGGAGACGGUAAGGGAGGCAGAAGCUGCUUCCAUUAAGAUCCGGACAGAUGCGGGCUUCACCCUCCACUGGGUCAGGAAGACCCCCUGGUACCAGUAAGAGAAGGGCCUUCAUUACGUCCACAGAAGACACUGAAUUGUAUGUCGUACCAGAGUUAUGACUUCCUACAUCCAACUGUGGCUGAAGCCGCUUCCAUUAUAACGGUUGCUGUUCUGAUAGAAUGUAAAUGAUGGGAUUUGUUAGUAAAUUACCAGAAAGAGUGUAAAAUGACAUAUUAUUUGGACGAAUCCCAGGGAUAUAAAUAUUUUGGUCAGAGAUUAGAUUUCAUUUAAUGUAAGGGGAAUAUUUUGGGGUCUUUUAUAGAUCCAGGUCACAUUAAGUUAAAUUUAAUUAACCAUUUUUCUUGACUUUUUUUAUUAUUAUUUACUCACAUAUGCAAAUAAACCUGAAAAGUACAGAGAAGAGCUAUAAGCACAAUAGUAUGUUAAUAGUCUUAGCUAAAAACAAGGGAAAUAGAAACACUGUUGUAGUGAUCUUCCUUCUCUCCGCCAAAGAUUUUUUAGCAAUAUCUUUUGAAUUUAUACUUUUCUUAAUCAAACCUAACUUGAGGGGUUUUUGAAAAAAAAUGGAAUUUUGUUGUACAUGAACUACAGUAGCAGAUCUCUUUCACACUGUGUACUAAAAUCCAAACAUUCAAAACAAUAUCACCUACUUUUUUAUUUUAAGCAUUUAUAUUUAUAUAAUGCACAGUCCAUUUUUGUUAUGUAACUGCACAGUUGAUAGUCAACGGAGAAAGAUGAUGCAAAGUGAACUUUUCAUUCUAUGUCAUUAGUUUCAACAUGUCUUGACACUACGUCCACUUUUUGUGGAGAUACUCUAAAACAUGAAGACCUUUUGUUAUGAAAGUGUCCUUAGAAUCUCAUAACAACUGAUGUGCCUUUUAAAAUAAACUGUUUUUUGCAGUUCAUACGGUUUGCUCUUUACAUUGUUUUUGUAUUACUUGUUGCAAUGAAUUUGUUUACGACACAUUUUUUUUUUUUUUUGCAUAGGAGACUUGUUGAAAGUCAAAGCCAAACCGUGACUUUUAUGGAGAGGUCAGGAGGAAUGCAAACCUUAUUAUUUUUACUUUAAAAUGAUGUAAUCUCGGUGGGUUCAAGUGGGUUUAAGCAUCAGUUUGUUAAAAGAUUGUUCACUAUUUUGUAUUAAAGCAUUUUAUAGCACUUGAA
Messenger RNA from Oryzias melastigma (Indian medaka), 4328 nucleotides. Its product is annotated as vinculin. Bases 1 to 3201 code for a protein of 1066 amino acids. Gene Ontology annotation, biological process: cell adhesion. The record is from RefSeq and is a predicted model, not a curated record. The transcript is spliced from 21 exons. NCBI's taxonomy places the organism in Eukaryota, Metazoa, Chordata, Actinopteri, Beloniformes, Adrianichthyidae. Gene Ontology annotation, molecular function: actin filament binding; structural molecule activity. Gene Ontology annotation, cellular component: actin cytoskeleton.